UCAAUUGAUGCGCUUCUUUGCCGAGCCGAUCAAAAAAUCAAAUUUCUCCAAAAAAUAAGGAAAAAUAUCCCUCAAAACCGCGUAGGAUUCAAAGCACAAAGUCUGCUGAAGAAAAAUCAAACAAAAACUUUGCGAAAUAAUGCGAAGAGAGGACCAAACGCGAACGAAAUAAAUCGAGCUCGAAGCGUUGUUAUUUUUUUGUGUAUGGUAAAAGCCUUUCGCUGCACCAUCAGUCAUGGCAGAAGUGGAAAAUAUGGAGACUGUGUCGGAGGCAGUAGCGGAAAAGCCUGAAACUGAAGAUGCGGGUACCUUGGAGGCAAGUAUCGAAGCCGAAUUGGGUGAAAUUGUCAAGCAGGACGACGAGAAACCGAAAGUUGUGCCAAAAUUGCAAGUUUUGGAGGACAAAAUUAUCAAACCGGCAUCGCCUGUGACGCAAAAUCCCGUUGAAAUUGCAUUAAUUCAGCUGCAAGAGACUCCGAUUGGGGUUCGAGGACGUCCUAAGAAGACAAAUCCGUCGGAUGAGAGCUCCAAUGGUUCAGGACAACUGUUUCAAAGUCGCAAUAAAUUGAGACGAACGUUUGUGACAAGCGAAGAACUCGACAAAGAACUGGAAGCGACGAUGCAAGAGCUUGAACCGGGAUCAUCGGGUGCUGUUCAUGUCGUUACGAACAAUGGCAAUAAAGGAGCUUCUGUAAAAAUUAAGGAUCAAGACCUCAUUGCGAUUCUUGAAGGGAAUGACAGUGCCGAAGUUGUCACUCAUGUCGAAAAAAAGGCGGGAGCGGUAAUUUUAGAUGUUCUUGAACCUCCGCAGGCAACACAUCCCGACCCCGAAGACGAAGCUGAGAUCGCAUUACAACAAAUGAUGAGUCUACCGAAGCCCAAACGUGGCAGAAAAUCGAAACACGAAACGACGACGGAUCUCGUGAGUUCCAUAGUCGACGAUUGGAGCGAUAACGAAGUCGAAUUCGAGGUAACUGCCGAUUCAAAGUCAAAUAAUACAACAACGUACACAGUUUCGCCCGUUUCUCGUGUCAAUAAGCCCGCAGUUCAACCCGCAACGAAGAGCGGGGCAGCAAAACGCAAACAAACGCAAGCCGUUGUCUCGGAUGAUGCGGGUUCUGUUGAGAUAAUUCAAACUGUUGAACCUCCACGCAUCCUAAAUGCCGCCAAAGUAACGUCUCCCAUCAAAUUUGAACGUCGUCGCGUCAUUAAAAAGAAAGUUAUUUGGGAUCCGGAUGAUCCAACGCCACCUGUUGGCACGCGAAUCGGCAACACAACCAUCAAAAAAGUGACAAAUGUCGUAAAAACCGAAAAUGAAGACGAAUCGCCGGCAAUUACGGAGGAAAAGAAACCCGUUGUUGUUGCGGUUAACAAGAAAAAACGCACCGGAAAGUCUGAAAUCGAUAAAUUACUCGGGGAUGAGGGCGCUGUUAACAUGCUGUACUCCGUCGAGCGUGAAAAUAACUCGGAUUUGCCGGAAAUUAAGACCGCAAUGGAAGAACAACUGAUCGACGUCGAGGAAGAACAAAAUAAUUUGCUGAAAAAAGCCAACGCCCUCAAGCGGGCAGUCAUCAAACAAACAAAAUCUCCUCCGACAACAACGCCAUCUCGUGCUGCUCGUGCGAAACGUGCUCCAACUCCGACGCCUUCUCCUCCAACUACUUCCGCGACACCUUCAGCAACUGCAACAGCUACAAAUGCCUCAUCUGCUGCCGCGAAAAAACAAACUCCCGCAAAAAAACGGAAAACCAAUCAAAACGAUUCGUGGGAUUAUGUCUACAAAGCGCGUCAAAAUGACGAUUCGAUGAUCGUAAGACGUCGUUCGAACAGUUCGUACUCUUCAACAACGAGUCCGCGUCGUUUGUCGCUCGAUCAAUCGCAACUCGAUGACUCGCAAGAUGCCCCGGAGACAGAAACAUCAACGUCGGAAGUUCCUGAAACAACAACUGAAACAGCUACGAAGGCAAAUCCGCCGCCCACGAAGAAACCGCGCGGCAAAAACUUUGAAUUUGCGAAACCGAAUGCGAAAAAAUCCGCAAAUAAGAAGCCACUCGACACAAGUAAGCUAGUCGAACAGAUUCGGGGCAAGUUGAAGCCAAAACCGUUCAAUUUGACGCCCAUUAAGCCAGUUGUGCCGCAAGUUUUGAGUCCGGAUAAGAGAAAGGCGCUGGAUUCGAAGCAGCUGAGCAUUAAAAAGUACGAUAAAUUUGCGAUUUUGACACUGCCGAGUAUUGAUGGGAAGGUUAAGGAUUGUCUGACGUUGCAAUUGCUCAACAAAAUUAUUGCCGCAUUGAAACAACUCGAGAACGACACACUUUGCAAUGCCGUUGUCAUCACUUCAGCUGGCACGGACUUUUGUCGCGGCAUCAACUACAACAUUUUGGUACAAAUUGACGAAGAAAAACGUUCAAAUGCUGCACGCGAAUUCGCCUCAGCUGUCAGAAAAUUCAUCUUUGCCCUUGCAACUUUUCCCAAACCGCUAAUUUGCAGUCUCCAAAGCGGCGAAGCAUGCGGCAUCGGCGUCACAAUUUUGCCGUUAUUUGACAUUGUACUUGCUCGGGACGACGUCAAACUAUCCGCGCCUUACGGUUUGAUGGGUUACUUCCCCGAAGGUUUGUCCGUGCUGCGACUACUGAACAAAAUUAAGAAUCGCACGGUUAGUGACCUCUUUUAUUGUAAUCGUUCAUUGACCGCUGAGGAGGGAAUCGAGCACGAACUUGUCACACGAACAUUUUCUAGAAGCAAUUUCAACGACGAAGUACUUUCGACGGCUCGUGCGGUUGUCGCCAGCUCGACUCAGGCACUUUUAUCCAUCAAAGCAACUUUAACGAAGGACCUGAUCGAACAAAUCGACGAAGCCCUUGCCGAAGAAGAGCAAAUUCUAAUUCAACAUUGGACCUCCGCCGAAUGCCAAGAGAAAUUCAGAAACUUUUUAAUCAAUGGACAUUGGUAACUUCAAAGUUUCUGACGCAAAAAAAAACAUUCUUUUUAAAAAUUUCAACCUUUGAAGAAGACGUAUCACUAUUUUUUUUCUCUAUCUCUAAAAUACUUUUAAAAUUUUAUUAGAAACGGAAAAUUUCGUUAAAAUAUUAAGUUAAGUUUUUCCCAACAGAUGUUUGGGUAUAUUUUCAGUUAUAUUCCUGUUUAGACAGAAAAUUUAUUAAAUUUGUAGAUUUUAGUUAAAUAAUUGGUUAAAUGACACAAAAGAAAAGAUUUGAAGAUGCAAGUAAUUUAAAAAGAAAUAUUUACAGAUUUAAUUAAAUAAAUGUAGUUAAUGUUAAAUAACUAUAGAACACAAGAAAAACAGAACACAUUGAGACAAAAAAAUAUAAUUAUUAU
Messenger RNA from Culicoides brevitarsis, 3339 nucleotides. RefSeq lists its product as uncharacterized. Bases 236 to 2953 code for a protein of 905 amino acids. Lineage: Eukaryota; Metazoa; Arthropoda; Insecta; Diptera; Ceratopogonidae. The record is from RefSeq and is a predicted model, not a curated record. The transcript has 6 exons.